AUGUCAACGCUACUGUACGAUAUACCAAGUAAUCCCACCCCACGAUGUAUGGACCAAGGUACUGUAAGAAUUACCGUCAUGGGAGAUGAACGCUCAGGUAAGACCUCGUUGGUUCUGAGAUGCAUAACAGACUCGUACCAUGAAGUCGCCACGGGGGCCUACAUGGAGGACAUAUAUCAUAAGCCGGUUAACUUGAAUACAUUAGCGAAGGAUAUUGGAUAUGAAGGACAGGGACUCAAUAACAGGAUCCCUAGAAACAUGAUGGACGUGUAUAUGUUGGAUUGCAGUGCAUUCGAGAUCGCUGACUUUUCAGAUAUAAGAAACGAACAAAUUAUUCAGUCAGACGCAUUUAUCAUAUGCUUCGACCCAACAGACAGAGCCACUUUUUCAAACCUGAGGACGUACCAAAGGAGAAUUGAAAGGGUACGAGGCAUAGAUGAUGCAGUACCCAUCUUUGUGGUCGCCACAAAGGUGGACCUACAGGCGGAUAUGAAGAUACAAAGGGAAGAGAUACACGAAAUGUUGAACAGGUUUGAGCUGUCCUAUGACGACGACUACUUCGAGGUGUCUUCAAAACUUAACUUAGACGUUAAACAGCUUCUAUGGCAGACGUUGAUGAAAAUAGAAGAUUAUAGAAGGGACCAACGUAGUCACCUAGAAUCUGAAAAGCUCACACCAAACACGUUAUCGGCAUUAAUGGACAAAAAUGCAACGGCAUCUUUGUCCGCCACACCAAACAGCACCAAGAGCUGCAUGCAGGAGAAGGUUGAAAGCGAUGACAUCAACCCUAAACUUCACAACAACGACGAUGAGAAAAGGGAACUGCUCGGAACAGACAGAGUUUCCGCACGGACGUUGCAAUGCAGGAAAGUUAGCUCGUCUGCCUCUCAACACAGGAAAUCUACGAGACACACUAACAUGACAAAACCGGACAGUACGUGUUGCAUCGUAUGCUGA
Molecule: messenger RNA, 957 nt
Organism: Huiozyma naganishii CBS 8797
Lineage: Eukaryota; Fungi; Ascomycota; Saccharomycetes; Saccharomycetales; Saccharomycetaceae
Exons: 1
Coding region: 1-957 (318 amino acids)
Biological process (GO): signal transduction
Cellular component (GO): plasma membrane
Molecular function (GO): GTPase activity; GTP binding; GDP binding
Source: RefSeq, a predicted model, not a curated record